UGACAAGUAUUUAAUGCAAAAACUUUGAUAUUUUUAACGAUGAAAAUAAACUUUUCAAAUAUACACAAGACGUGGUCUCUUAACACCGAAAUACUUUUAUAACACUAUUUCAUUGAAUUAUACGUUCGAAAUUAAGUAUGGUAAAUGAGUGCCUUAAAAGAUCAAGAUCCCGACUACGGGCCGUCCGUUGCAAAUAAUGAAAAGCAUCAACGAAUUUACGAAGAAAACGCACGAAGCAACACUGCAAAGAAGAUAACGACUAUCAUAGAAAGGGAAUUUUCUCAAGAAAUAAACACAAAGGAGAAAGAAGUUUUAGAAAUUCAGGAAAGAUUGCACAGAGCAUCAAAAGCUCUACAUCUUUUACGUUACGUCAUAGUCGCAGACUUUUAUAAUCGCAAACAAUGUCAGAAUUUACAAAGCGCAGAGGCAAAGCAAACCCAAAUUCAUCCUGCGAUUAAACAGUUAAUUGGUAAAUCGCCAAAAGUAUGCAAUAGUUCGUUAAUUUCCACGUCAGUGGCAACAUCAAGCAACGAAAAUUAUUUCAUGGUGUCGCAAACAUUUUCAACGUCUCCUACGAACGCGAUCAACUACGCUGCAUUAAAAUCGGAAAAGUUAGAGGAAGAUACCUCUGAGCAUUGUUAUUCGGGAAAACGUAGCAACGAAACGGACGAUGAAUCGCGUCCAAAAAAGAUACCUCGAUAUAUUCCUCCAAAAAGUGGAGUCCCGGAAUCUCCGUGCCCGUCAAGAGGCAUCAGACAUAAAGUCAGAAAACGUGUAAUCAUUGGUAAUAUAUCAAAAUGGAUACCUCCGGAAUGGAGAGAGGACGCAGCUAGUCACAAGUGGACGAUGUACGUUCGAGGAAAUAAAGAGAAUCCUGGUAUCGAUGAUUUCGUUAGUAAAGUCAGAUUUUUUUUGCAUCCCAGUUACAGACCUAACGAUGUUGUGGAAGUUACGACACCUCCAUUUUGCCUCUCAAGACGCGGUUGGGGUGAAUUCCCUCUAAGAGUACAAUUACACUUUAAAAGCGCAUUUAAUAAACCAAUGGAUAUAAUUCAUCAUUUGAAGUUAGAUCGCACUUAUACUGGUCUACAGACCUUAGGAUCCGAGACACUCGUUGAUAUAUGGAUCUAUGCGGAUCCACGAAAUUUGAAACGAAAUAUUGAGAAAAGCGUCGUUCAGUCUAUUAACGAGAAUGGAUCGCAAAUAGAAACACAUUUCGACGAUAGCUGCAAGAUAAAAGUAGAAAACAAUGAACAUUUUAAUUCCACCUUUGAUUUCACGAACGCUGAAAACGAAUCAACGGACUCGACAAAUAAAAAUUUCAACCUAAGUAUCAAACCAGAACUUCCACAGGAUAGUGAGAUCGAUGAAAAUUCAAUAAGUACCAAGCAAAUACGAUUUUACAUCGACCUUGAUCAUGAUUAUUGUUCUUCAAAAUACUCGAACAAUUUCAAAGGAAAUUUAACUAUCAAUCACUCGUCGAUCUCAGCGAGAUUAACAGAUUCAUCGAUAAAUAAGGUUUUUAAAGAAAUUGAGCAGGAAAAAACUGUAGAGACAACAGUUGAAAAUAGUAUUUUAGCAAUUACUGAAUCUUCCAUAAAUGGAGAUUCGAGUAACAUGAAAAUUAAAGAAGAAAUUAAUCCAAUCGCACUGUCGUUAAACGAACUUAAUACGAGUAAACCAAAAGCGCUUCCGUUAUCAGGUUCCAAAGUGCAAUCGAAUCUCCGUCCUCUAGAAAUUACCAUUCCACCAUUGUUCGAAUCGUCGAGCAAACAUGUUUUGGUUCUCCAAAAUAAGAAAACUAUCUCCGUAGAUAUCGCGAUGCAACGCACCGACGAACAUAAACCUAAUAAUAAUUCAACAAAAUCGAAAGUAAAUUUGUCUGCUUGUCGCGGUAUUAGUUUGUUGAAAAAGCCUCCAAAUUCGAACCAUCACGGAACGGAAACGCAACUUUGCAGAAGCAUCCUUCUAAACGUAAAUUCCAAUAUACCGGCGUUGAAGAUAGCCGAAAGAAGAACUUUGCAAAAUAACCACCCUCUUGACGCGCAAGACGAGGUAGGAUCCGAUGAGUUCGCGGCGAAUGCCAACAAUCUGGAAGAAUUGAAAGAAUCGAGGCUGCAAUCGCGUCAGAAGAUCACAUUAGGCAAGGACAAACACAAGCUUCAAAGUAAAAAAGAAUUUUGCGACGAUGUCUUCCGAGCGAUUAAGACUGCAAAAAUUACGAAUAUUCAGGGCUUACUGCGAUUUAUUAUUAGAAGAAUGCCUAUGGUGACUCGAGACGCCACUGACUCGGAUUACAGACAACUCCAUCCUUAUGCCUGCGCCAGCGAAGAAGAGUUUUUUGAGUAUAGCGUUGCAAAACGCACCGCUUGCGAAUGGGGUCGUGCGAAGAUGGUACGAUGUCUUUUGAAAAAAAAAUUGUUCCCUGAGGAGGAAUUAUGGACCAUUAAAGAGAUAAUGAUUUGGGCGCGGUUACAUGGCUACGCGCCUUUGUGUUCCGACAUCGCCGUUCAGUCGUUAAAGCAACAAAAGAAUUUAUUUGACUCCGCGAUUACCAAAAGUGUUUCUACGUGCACCGAACCGGACAAUUUCUGUAAAUGGCUUCAAAUCUGUCCAGAUCGACCGAACGAUCAAUUAUUUGAUUUUAAUUUGCGGCAAUCUAACAUGUUGGACGAGGAGGUCGAUAUCGUCAAUGAUGAAAUUCCACUGAAAAAUCAGAACAUAGGCACAAAGAAAGGCACAAAUGAUAAAGGAUUUCCAAAUGCAAAGCUCGCGGUACUGGAAAUAGAGGAAAAAUUGGCGCCACUUCACGACUUUGUUUGCGAAACUGCACGUGAGAUCGGCAUUAAACUGACUUCUGAAGAGAUUCUACCCAAUGUGAUAGAUUGCACGGCUGGUCGAAUGAUAAUGCGGGCUGUCGAGUGUCUUGUCGAUGAUCUGAUCAGAAUGUCUUUAGCAAAAGCUUGGGAAAGAUGUAAUGACAAUGGAUAUCCGAAGAUAAUCGUUUUGGACGAUGUACGUGGAGCUCUCUUAAAUCGCGAAGAAUUCGAUAUCUUUACGAAUCAAGGAUUAGGAUCGAAGUAUCGACUAACGACAAUGGAUUAAUUAAAAAAUAUAUACAAAAAAAUAGGAACUUUAGUUACAAGCACCUGAUACUGGCGAAUAGGUAAAUGACCGGUCCUACGAAGAUCAAAGAUGCCAGAACUAAAAUCCAAACGGUCCUUUCGAACGGUGCUAAGAGACCAGAGCCAG
Colletes gigas is the source of this 3252-nucleotide messenger RNA. RefSeq lists its product as uncharacterized. The record is from RefSeq and is a predicted model, not a curated record. The transcript has 5 exons. Gene Ontology annotation, cellular component: NuA4 histone acetyltransferase complex. The coding region runs from base 145 to 3105 and encodes 986 amino acids. Lineage: Eukaryota; Metazoa; Arthropoda; Insecta; Hymenoptera; Colletidae. Gene Ontology annotation, biological process: chromatin remodeling; regulation of transcription by RNA polymerase II. Gene Ontology annotation, molecular function: histone binding.